AUGUCACAUGAGGACGUUGCACGAGGACAUGGCCCGGCCGUGACCGUCCCCUCUCCCCCUCCAGCUCCCCCCCAGAUCCGCAUCGUCCCCUCCAAGGCCAGCGCCACUCGGGCCACCGUCCUCACCUGCCACGUCUGGGGCUUCUACCCCCCUGAGGUGACCGUCAUCUGGCUGCACAAUGGUGACAUUGUGGGUCCUGGUGACCAUCCCCCCGUCUCCGCUGUCCCCAAUGGUGACUGGACCUACCAGACACAGGUGACAUUGACGGUGACACCGGUGAGCGGUGACACUUUCACCUGCUCCGUGCAACACGUCAGCCUGGACCAACCUCUCCUGGUGGAUUGGGAUCCUGGCUUGUCCCCAAGGUUGACGUUGAUGGUGGCAGCUGCCACCGUGGUGAUGAUGUUGGGACUCACCAUCUUCAUCGUCGGUGUUUAUCGGUACCGGGCCAAGCCACCGGCACCAGGUUACACUCCCCUCCCUGGAGACAACUACCCCGCAGGUAACUAG
Messenger RNA from Antrostomus carolinensis (chuck-will's-widow), 510 nucleotides. RefSeq names its product HLA class II histocompatibility antigen, DM beta chain-like. The transcript is spliced from 3 exons. The record is from RefSeq and is a predicted model, not a curated record. NCBI's taxonomy places the organism in Eukaryota, Metazoa, Chordata, Aves, Caprimulgiformes, Caprimulgidae. Bases 1 to 510 code for a protein of 169 amino acids.